UGGCAGCCGCUGUGUACCCAGGAAACAAGCCGAUGGGCUUAACACGACCACGGCAUCAAUGAGUUGAAGGGAACAGGAACGGCCAUCCAUUGUCUGCCUGUCUAGCUCCAUGGAGAUUCCCUCCGUCCAGUCCCUUUCAACGAACGACAUUCCAGUUGACCAUGGUGUGAUGCCAUUGCGCUGGUAGACCAAGGCGAAACCACCAUUCCUGUUUGUAUACUACCCACUCACAUAAUGUUUUCUUCUUCGAGCUCGGGCAAGAAAGCGUCUCCCCAGCAGGAGAUGGUGCAAGUUGACAGGUCCGACUCUGGCUCCCCUUUUUGGAGAGCGCCCCAGAAGGAUGCCCCGCUAAAGAAGACGACCACUCGCGACUCGGCCAAGGUCGUUGGCGCUGCCUAUUCCCAUGCCGACAUGCUCAAGUUUGAUUCAUUAAAUCUGUCCAACGCCGGAUCGCGACCACGAACCCCUCCUCCCUCGAACUCUGCCCUCGGCCGAACCACUUCCAAUAGUACAGCCUCGCCCCAUAUCAAAGGGGUGACAUCACCUCCUUUCCAGAACUACAUGAACUUUAUAACGAGCACCAACGAAGACUGGGCGGCCGACGACGCAGACGAUGUAUACGCCUACGAAGACGAUGGCGACGAUGACUUUGGGCUUCCCAGUCUGUCCAGCAUGAAGAGGAGGUCGCGCCGCAUAGCAGCGCAGACUGAACAAGGAACCAGCCGAGGAACUGCGACAAACACGCUCACAGACUCAACCGGACGUCGAUACUCGGACAGCGCCGACAUAGCCAUCGAGCGACCAGCAUCAGCCUACCCAAUGCCCAAGAAGACCGAAGGCAAGAUCCUCCGACCACAGUACAGAGACAUACUCCGCGAUCCCGCAAACGCCCUACACCUAAUCAACCACCCUUCCGUACCACCUAAUGCUUCCCAAAAGGAAAUCGAUGCUGUCAACUCGAGGAUAACCAGGAUCAACAAAUUCAAAAAGAUUCUUCAAGCAUCAACCAUCCCUCUAAACGACCUUCGAGCCCUAGCCUGGUCCGGCGUGCCAGAAGAAGUCCGGGCCAUGACGUGGCAGCUUCUACUAAGCUACCUCCCCACCAGCAGUGAAAGGAGGGUGGCCACACUAGAGCGCAAACGAAAAGAAUACCUGGACGGCGUACGACAAGCCUUUGAACGAGCAGGUGGCGCUCCACCACCGUCCACCGGAAAGGGAGGCGGGGGCAACCGCGGCCUAGACGAAGCCAUCUGGCACCAGAUCAGCAUCGACGUCCCUCGAACGAACCCACACAUCGAGCUCUACGGCUACGAAGCAACACAGCGCUCUUUGGAGCGUAUCCUCUACGUAUGGGCGGUCCGACACCCAGCGAGCGGCUACGUACAGGGCAUCAACGAUCUGGUGACGCCCUUCUGGCAAGUUUUUCUGGGCACAUACAUCACAGACCCAGACAUAGAGAGCGGCAUGGACCCGGGCCAGCUACCUAGGGCGGUGCUGGACGCCGUCGAGGCCGACACGUUCUGGUGCCUGACGAAGCUGCUGGACGGCAUACAGGACCACUACAUUGUUGCGCAACCGGGUAUUCAGAGGCAGGUAGCGGCGCUGAGGGACUUGACGCAGAGGAUCGACGCCGGACUGGCGAAGCAUCUGGAGGAGGAAAAUGUCGAGUUUAUCCAAUUCAGCUUCAGAUGGAUGAAUUGUCUGUUGAUGAGGGAGAUUAGUGUCAAGAACACGAUCAGGAUGUGGGAUACUUACAUGGCCGAAGAACAAGGCUUCUCGGAAUUCCACCUCUACGUCUGCGCUGCCUUCCUCGUCAAAUGGUCCGACAAGCUCGUCAAGAUGGACUUCCAAGAGAUCAUGAUGUUUCUGCAAUCCUUGCCGACGCGCGAGUGGACAGAGAAGGACAUUGAGCUCUUGCUCAGCGAGGCCUACAUCUGGCAGAGCUUGUUCAAGGGGUCCUCGGCGCAUCUGAAAGGGCAGCCGAGCAGUAGGGCGAACUCGUUGAACUUUCAGCUUUGAGCCCGAGCCGAGCCCCUUGAGUUUGAGUUUGAGCUAUCAGUGCAGGGGAAAGAUACGAAAGAAAGAAAGAAAGUUCUUCGAUUCGAAGUAAGUGGGUAGGUGGGUGGAUCGGCGCGACACAAGGCAAAGACAUGACAACAAAUAGCUGUCCUGGGGACACGCUCUAUCAACUUGAGUCUUGGCUAAUUGAGCCGGUUCCUUUUGUGUCGUGGCGACGCUCGUUGAACAGAUGUAUAACCACCCACCCCAUAUAAACAGUUGACGAAGAAAAAAUCAUAAUAAUUUACCGAAGAGGAGGAGGAUGCAAGCAGCUUAUAUGGCUGGAUGGGAUGAGAUGAGAUGGGAUGGAUGGACGAAUCAAAGGUCAAAGAGGAAGCAAAACAGAGAUACCAAUUGGCU
This is a messenger RNA of Neurospora hispaniola, 2418 nucleotides long. RefSeq names its product rab-GTPase-TBC domain-containing protein. Lineage: Eukaryota; Fungi; Ascomycota; Sordariomycetes; Sordariales; Sordariaceae. The record is from RefSeq and is a predicted model, not a curated record. Gene Ontology annotation, biological process: activation of GTPase activity. Gene Ontology annotation, molecular function: GTPase activator activity. The coding region runs from base 235 to 2019 and encodes 594 amino acids. The transcript has 6 exons. Gene Ontology annotation, cellular component: Golgi apparatus.